CAGCCAUCCUCUCCCGCCGUGCUGCUGAGCCUGCGACGUGGAUGAAAAAUAAAAUCUCUCUCUUUGCUUCAACGGACGCAUAAUUUGGAAGGAAAAUAAGUGAAGCUCCAGGCCCAGUUUUGUCCCCCGUAACCUUGGCAGAACCAAUGAGGACCUGUUGUGAGUCCAAGAAGAGCAAAAGAUACUAACUAAUUUUGGUGUAGAACCUCAACCACCUGCCAACCUUGGGAACACCUUCUCUCACGACAAAUUUUUCAUAAAGGAUAUGCAGCAGACAAGAGAAAGGAGCACUUUUGUGUCUCAAUAAAGAUAGCCGAGGAGUGAGAGAAGGCAACGGAGAGAGGAAACAGAUUCUCCAUUAUUCCAAGGGUUCAUCCAUUUGUCAGUCACAGCGGAAGUCUAAGGAGAGACUAUGAAGACAAGCUGUGGCACCCCACAUUGCAGCCCAUCAAGAUAUGACAUAACAUGGGUCCACUGCUAAUCGCCAUGAUGGCCAUAAAGCUGUGACUGGCAUUGUAAAGCCUUCACCCCUUUUUCAGCACCCAACCCAGACCCUUCUCCUCUUUGGAAAUCUAUCCUAGCAACCUCUGUUGCUACCCUUUCUCCCCAAAACACAACCUCCAUUCCUUCCUCCCCCUACGUUUCUCUACUUAAUAAUUAUAGCUUCCCCUCUUUCUCAUUUCUUUUCAUCUGCAUCAUGCAGGGUGCUUCUACCACCUCCACUCUCCUUCUUCUUAUUCUUCCCUCCCUCCUAUUCUUCUCCCACUUUCCAAACAUGGUGAACGGGGACUGCUGGCUCAUUGAGGGAGACAAAGGCUAUGUAUGGCUGGCUAUCUGCAGUCAGAACCAGCCGCCGUACGAGACUAUCCCCCAGCACAUCAACAACACGGUCCAUGACUUGAGAUUGAAUGAGAACAAGCUGAAAGCUGUGCUCUUCAGCUCCAUGUACCGUUUCACCAACCUGACUGACCUCAACCUCACCAAGAAUGAAAUCAGCUAUAUUGAGGAUGGAGCAUUUGCAGGACAAGCCAACCUACAGGUUCUUCAGUUGGGCUACAACAAGUUGAUGAACUUAACUGAGGGUAUGAUGAGAGGGCUUGGCCGCAUGCAAUGCCUCUUCCUCCAGCACAAUCUCAUUGAGGUUAUUGCCAGCAAUGCAUUCUGGGAGUGUCCCAGCCUCAGCAGCAUUGACCUGUCAUCCAACAAACUUACCCGCAUUGACCCAUCCACAUUCACAGUCCUCAGUCGGCUGAUGGUGUGUGAACUGGCAGCAAAUCCAUUCCAUUGUGGCUGUGAUCUUUAUAGCUUCCUAACCUGGUUGGAGUCCUUCAACAAUGUAACACACACCUAUGACCGCCUCCAGUGUGAGACGCCCCGGGAGAUGUUUGGCUUCCCCUUACUUAUCGCCGCUGGCCAUGCUGGUCGGAAUGCCAAAAACAUUUUGUACCAUCACUGCCGAAAUGGAGUGAUGAUUCCAGGAAUGACCUCUCUCCCACCAGAUCUGGAUGGUCCUUCUGGGCUCGGACCAGAGAUGUUCGGUGGUGUGGGGCCGUACAACCAGCCUACCACCUCUUCCUCAUCUACUGAACACAGCUUCAUUCCCAGCAUCAAGCUCCAUCAUGUCUCCUUGUCAUCAGCCUCUCUGCUUGUGCAGAUUCCAAGGCCCUACAGCAAAAUGUAUAUUCUAACUCAGUACAACCACACAUACGUGUCUGACGUCAUGAAUUUGAAAAACAAGAAGGAGAUGAUCACCCUCAACAAGCUCAAGCCGCACACCAAUUACACUUUCUGUGUAGCAUCCAUCCGCAACUCUCAACGUUACAACCACACCUGCGUCCAGUUUUCUACUCGGGCUCAAAAUCAAGAUGACAUGCUCCCCACACCUUCCACCACUACUCACUACAUAAUGACCAUUGUGGGCUGCCUUUUUGGCAUGCUCAUUGUUUUAGGCCUCGUCUACUAUUGUCUGCGUAAGAAACGGAUGCAUGAUGAGAAGAAGAAGUCCAUCUGUGUCAAGAAAACUAUUCUGGAAAUGCGCUAUGGACCAGAGGUGGCAGCAGCAGUGGCAAAUGAUCCAUCGGCAGUCCACAAACUUCAGGAGCAGUCCAGAGAACAUCACCAGUAUCAGCACCACCAUGGAGGCAAACUUCCCAUGUCCACAUCCUCUAGCUCGGGAAUGCUCCACUCAGCCAACACCAGUUCCUCCAGACUUUCAUCUAUCCCGCAAGUGGAAAAGAUGGCCACUGCCUUUUCAGAGGCUAUGGCUACAAGUAAAGGAAAUUAUAUGGAUAUCAGAACUGGAGGGGCAGGGAUGGAGAGGAUGGGAGAUGGGGGGCAUGGAGGGAUGAGGGGGGGGGACUUGAGGGAUGAUGAUGGAACUGAUGUUGGGGAUGACUCAGAUGAUGACGGACAUGGUUCUGCAUCAGAGAUUUCCACCAUUGCCAUGGAGGUGGACAAGGUUAACCAGAUCAUUAACAACUGCAUUGAUGCAUUGAAACUGGAUGCAGCAGCAGUUGCUGCUUCAGGGGCUUCUACUAACCCCACAGCCUCCUCCAAUCCCACCUCACCUCCCCCCACCAGCACAUCCUCCCUUACUCGUGGCCUAAUCCCACUCUCCCAAGGGGUGACAGACACAUGCCAUGUCAUUGCUACCAACAAAAUACCCCCUCCGCCUCCACUCCCUGCCUUGAAUGCCCCUCUCUCUGAGCGACCAGGAAUCAGUGGUGGUGGUUUUGUUGUCACUCCCCCCUACAGGCCCCCUCCACCAGCCACUGCUGUACGUCCCAUUCAGCGGCAAAUGAGUGCAGAUGCAGCUGUGGUUAUUGUAAAUGCUGUCAAGAAACAGUGCAGCACCACCUCUUGUGGCUCCAUGGGUCGGGACAGGGAACGUGGAGGAGCAAGGGUGUAUAGCCUGGAUGUUCCUGAGCCAAGGAGCCCGGAUGCCUGUAAUCAACAACAGCAGCAGUACCCAGACCGGGCCAGUCCCGUGGGCUGUGGGGAGCCCCUGGAGAGGCUACCUUUAGUGGGGAGUGGGAGCUGCGGUGGAGGGGGUGGUGGUGGUUGCGACAGUGGUGGUGUUGGUGCCCAACAUCAGGACAGCCAGAAGCCACACCAUUACCAUCAACAGCAACAAAUACAACAACAACAACAGCAGCAGCUGGAGGUGCAACAGGACUACCACUGCUCGGAGCACCGCCACUCUGUCCCAGCUCUCUACUAUGAAGGCUCCCACCAGGGCUCCCCAGCCCAGAGGGUUUCCUUCCUAAAGCCCUUGACACGCUCCCGCAGGGAUGCAGCGUCUUACUCCCAGCUUUCUCCUGCCCGCCACCAUUCCAGCUACUCUGGCUACUCCUCCAGCCCAGAGUACUCCUCAGAGAGCUCACUGCGGAUCUGGGAGCGCUUUCGUCCCUACCGGAAAGGCCAGCGGGAUGAGGCCUGUUAUGUGACGGCUGGAAAUGCCCUUCGAAAAAAGGUGCAGUUCGCUAAAGGCGAGGACCUGCAUGAUAUCCUUGAUUAUUGGAAGGGUGUGUCAGCACAGCAGAAGCUGUGACUGGGGGACCAGAGAUAAGCAUUGACAGAAAAAGAGUUUCGAUACUUCUUUCCCUGAUAGGCCUGUGGGCCAGAGAAAAAUGGGGAAAAUGUAGAAUGAAACUUUGCCUUUGGGUUAUUUUUGGCAUGCUAGGUGUAUAGAAUAUUGUUCUAAAAGCAAGGACUUUGAAACUGUGCCUGGGAUAUGUGAGUUUUAUUUUAGUUUUAUUUUACACUUCAUUGUAGCACCAUUUCUGGAUCAUUCUCAUUUAGUGUUUGUGGGUUUUAUUCAUAGCACAGGGAGCAAAUGCCAACUGUGUAAUUUAGUACUCUUUGAGUGAUCACAUUUUGUGAUCAUAUGGAACAUCUUUAUCAGUGCCAUGUUUUCAUCUAUGGGUAAUCACAGAAGGUAACUGUUGAUGCCCUUCAUUUUAAGCUUGUGUGAUCCAAAAUGUUAUUUCCUGUUUUGUAUUGGGUGCUGUAUCAAUUUGCAGUGUGCACUUGGAUGAUGGGGGUUGGAUCUGUGCUCUAUUACAAGUGACAACAUGUUGAUUAGAGAACAGAGUUGUCAAAUGCAGGCCCUAUCUCUCUUCCACGAGAUACUUCAUGCGGCUGAGGUAUUUGCAUUUCAAUAGCAUCUAUCACACAGAAAUAAAGGAUAUAUUGGAAAGAAAUGAACAAAUAAACAAAGAGAAAACAGUCAAGUGGGCUUGAAGGUCUUGCAGCAUAAGGAAAUCAUGAGAACCUUAGCAUAAAACAGUGCUGUGAUUGCACCGCAGUGUUCAAUACAUCUUUCCAACUAACACUCGCAUGGCUCAAUGGGUGAUGUACAGAAUGUUGCCCCACAGCUGUCCAAAACUGUACAGCAUUUGCCCAUGUAAUGAUCAGAAUUGUGAGCGUAAUUUGAACAGAGGUGUAAAGCGUACUGAACUGAACAGUUAGCUUCUGGCAAACCAGAAAGUAAGUCUGGUUGGCCAGUUUUUGAUGCAAUGCAUUUGAUUGGUGUCUGGUCAAAGUCAAUUUUUUUCCCCCGUUGAUCUUCUUAAAGAUAAAUUUAAUAUUUUACUCAGUAAUGGAUGGAUGUACAAAUGUAGCGAACUACUUUACUUAAUUUAAAAUACACUUAGCUAAAAGUAAAAUUUCAUUCAAACAUUGAAAAAGUACACGUAUAUGUAAUUUGUUACUUCCAUCUCUGAAUUUGAAGGAGUACUGAGGGCAAAAUAAUGUUCCCUUAAUGAAGGUAAUUAGAUGCUACUUACCUUUACAAUAGGGAAAUUUAACUAAUAGACAGAUGAGCUCACACAAUCCCCUUACAAAAAGGCAUGAGAGAUGUGAACCAUAUGUGACAGGGACCAAGAGAAAUUGUUAGCGAGAGGCUGUAUAAAAGAAAAAAGGGAAGACAAGCAAGGAUAUAAAAAAUUUACUGCAGCCACUGUGAAUGUAAGUAGAUUACAAACAUGUUAUGGGGAAAUCUAUUUGCAUCAUUGAGCACCACAGUACAUUCCAAAUCCUUUCUCUAACAUGAAAACUGAAUGAGGCACAGAGGGAAAGGACACUUCUAAUUACUGCCAACUUGUCUGUUCUGUUCUGGAAAUUAAUACUAUUGUUGUCCGUUGAUAACUUUUUGAGCCAACUUGUGACAGGCAUGUUCGCUUGCACUUUACGCCUCAUGACUGUGUGUGUGGCUGUGUGGUAUACAGUGGUUAGUGUAAGUGGGUGUUGGCAUGCCUUGUCAGAUUAUAUUGUAUAUGCCCAAACUGACUUAAAUUAAAAGUUGUCAAUAUCUUUCCCAGUGGUUGGAUGUCUAAACAUUUCUAGAUUAUUAAUGGCAUGGACAAAUGUACAAAUAUCAACAAUGGUCAUUGUGUUUUCCCAGACAUACAUCACAUGACCGUGAUGCUCAGAUAUACCACAGUAGCGCAGUGCCUCUUGCUAACAUAGUCAUAAUCUAAUCUCCAUUCAUGAAAAGUAUUAUCCAUCCACCUGGCCUUUUCUAUUGAAAUGAUUGAAUUAUGAUUUUCCUAAAUGAGUGUCCUUGCCUGGCAUUCUGACAAAAGGCAUCCUUCUUACCCAAAGUGCUGUGUAGCUGUUGAAUUUUCGCAUCAUCAGCUAACAUACACAAUCUGAGACAUCCUACCCUAAAAAUGUGAAAACUGAAUCAGUGGUCCUUGCUCCACAUUUUUGUUCUGAGCUAUAUUCAAGAGAAAAUAAGUUAUAGUGACAUGUUUAAUUUCAGGAAAUUUUUUUAUCUCUCUUGAUGCUCACUUACUUGUGGAUGAUGUUAUUUGGCCCACCUCCAACCACCUUCCCUGCUCCCACAGGUUCAAUGGGAUAUGGGUUUGGCAUGAGCAGGGCACUGAAUGUGACCUGUUCCAUUUCAUUAAAUGAGAAAAGUCAGACAUUGCCUUUAUUGCAGGCAGGACUUGGGUCUGCACAGCACAUAUCAACACUGCUUUUCUUUUUUUUUUUGAGCAGUUGAUUUUUAGCAUGCGCUUGACUCCUCCGAAUAAAUGCAGGUUGAACAGGAAUGAGAAUUCAAAUGUGAAACAAUGGUGUGUAAUGUUAUCUCCAUAUUGAUCUAUGUAUUUCUUCUUCCUCCCUCUUUGUUUUCAUAAAACAUCUAUCUCUUUUUACUUGUUUUAUUAAAAGGUGUGCAUACAGUCAGGGUCAGAGGUCAUAAACCUUGGAGUCAGUGUUCUGCUGUGAGUGUUUACAAUUGAAUGGACCACAUGAGCUCAAGAGCUUCACUUUCAUCUUUUAGUAAUAACGUGUCUGGGAUGCACCACCCCAUCAGCCUUCUUUAUAUGAUAAAGCACCAUGUGAUGAACAUGCAGUCUUGGAAAUGUUUAGUCUCCUGCUGAUGUCCUAUAAUCUGAGAUAACAAAGUUUCCAAAGGAACUUGUUACUGUGAUUGACUCAGACUUUCACCAAAUCAGAGGAAAGGAAUUUCUUUGCUGGUACGUUCUAAGAGUACCUAAUCCCACAGAGGGAACUUGGUGUGUUUAACUCCCCAGAUCCUCAACUGCCAUAACAAGUUUACAGAAAUGGACACUGAGUAACUGCAAAUUCAAAAUGUUCAGUAAUGUCAGGAUCAUUUCAGCUGUCAUUUAUGUUCAUCUACCUGACAAAAUGUAAUGUGACAGAAAAUCCUGAUUAUUACUGUUUUCAUGGAUGACUUUUCAUUUAAUACAUUUUCUAUUUUAAUUAACAUAUUUAACACACUAAUGUAUUUUUCAGGAAAUAGAUUGUCAGGGGACAGAUGUACGUUCAAGUGCUCUUCUGCUCAUGUUUGAAUGAAUCUCUAUGAUGAAGCAGCAUUAACGGCCCAACAGAGAACAUUUUCAGUGUUUGUGUGCCAAUCUUUCUAAUGAUGUAUAAACAGUGUUUGCACCGUAGCUCAAAUAAGUGCUAUUGCUGUAGUUGGAGGGGAUAUUGUGUUUCUCAUCAUUAAUAAUUACUUGAAAACCUGCUGCCUAAAUAGCCACAAGAGAGUCAUGCAAAAUGGAAGUGAAGACUAGUUUACACAAAAUUCAAAUUUGACGGGCGAUACUGUCAAAGCAAUUUUCAAAUAGCAGUAAAAAUAGGUACAAAUAUUAACAAAAGAGGCUGAAAAACUUUUUUUUUCAAAGUGGUCAGUGCUGCACUACCAAAUAAACUUCUGCUGUUAAUUAUUACUUGCUCCCCUCAAGCAAAGCAUUUAUUGGUGGUUUAGACCAAACAGUUGUGUUAAUUGGUCUUGGAGCUUUAGGGGCAAUUAAUAAAGUUUUAUUUUUCUGUUGUAGUUAUCGGACAGUCAGUUUAUAUCUUGGUAAUCACCAGCUCAAUAAUUUAUCAGCUGAAUUACUAAAAACUCAAGCAGAACCACAAAACAUUAGCAAUGUCAUCAUACCUGUUUUUUGUCCCACAAAGCCAGCAUCAAACAAAAACCCCUUCUCUUCCUUCUCAGCGCAUAUCCUUGCUGAACCCCUAGAGGGUGGCUCACUCAGAGAUCAAUGGUCCUUUUUGUAGCACCGUCCUUGUUGUUUGUCUCAGAGCCACAGGAAAGCCAGACGUGAGAAAGCCAUCUAAUGUGCUAUUAAUGUUUAAUCCUUUUGUGGGAGGCUGGCUCAAGGUUACUUCCCCUAUCUCAGUAUACCACCAGAAAAUCACAGAUGCUUUUUUAGUUUCUGACAUGUUAAUCCUUUGAUGCUCUCUUAUAUUUAAAGUCUGGCCCAAUUAAACUAAACUCUAGUUUCUUAAAUAAUGAAUCAGAGCCCAAAAUGCGGUGUGGAUUUAUGUCUAAUCAGUUUCUAAAUUACUAAAGGAGUUAAAUGCUUCCAUUAGUAAAGACCACAGUAAAAGGUUUCAGUCUUCCCAUGACACAGUGCACUUUUUACCCGUGUGAUCCAUGCUUGAAACCCUCUCAGUCAAAGUAACACAUUGCUUCAAUGAGCGGUCAUCAUCAUUUGAGGGUAAUCUGUGGAUGCUAUACUUCAUUUAAUGGAUCAUCUUCUUACAAUGAAGAAGAAAAAUGUACACAAAUCUGUAGAUUUAAAACCGAUAAUCUGUGUAUGCCCAAAACAAUGCCCAGCGUCACAGCAGUAUGUUUAAAUACACACAGGCAUCCAUUGUAUAUUAUGAGCUAUAAUAGUUAUUGACUGAUGACACAGGACCAGUCCUAUCAUUGAGCAUAUUACAAUGCACAUUACUGUCAUUCCGACAUUACAGAAAAAUGUGGGUGAUGAUAACCUAUUAACUAAGAGCGAAGUGGUAUCAAGACCUAGAGAGAAGCAACAGGAGAAUGAUAUAGGUAGAAAGAGAGAUUUGUAAUGUAGAGUAAAUAAAAGAAAUGAGUCAUGACCAGGAAAAAAGACACAUGGUGAAUAACCCAUGCCGACUUGUUCACACCAACAGCAAACUUGUUUUUUUCAGGCUGUUGAUUACGUGGCAUAUUAGAGUGAUUUUUAAACAUUUUUCUCCCUCUACUCCCUUCAACUCCCCAACACAUGCACACACACACACACACACACACACCAAGAGUAGAUGGCAUAAAUGGAACAUAAAAAAAUUAGUCAGAAUGACUCACAGUCUGACUAAACUAAAAUUACUCUUUUCCUGUAAGGCAGGUAAUGGGCAAGGUCUUCAAAGUGAAUGGAGCAAUAAGAGGGAUUUCAGCUGAAUGCAGGCAGACAUCUGGGAUAAAAGAUGUGGAAGCAUGGCUACACUAAAACGCGCACACACACACACACGUGCAGGCACAACAGAAGCAUAUUGUGGGAACAAUUCUUACAAAACAUUCAGAAACUUCAGCAUUUCUCACGACUGAAAGCAACCCUCCUUUAAAGACUUAAGAAGGACAGCUUCAUUCACACUUAAUUUUAAGGCAGGUAGGUAUUAGCACUGACAGUGGGUACUAAUCCUUUUAUUUGGUAUCUUUAGACCUUUUGUCUAAUAGUCUAUUAAGUCAAUUAGCUUACUGUGUGGGAGAUUAGCCUGUGUGGAUAAUGUGCCAAAUUUGAGAAAUGGGAAACUAUACUGUGUGUCUACUCAUGAUAGCCACAGAAGAAGGGCUUAUGUGAUAAAAAUUAAAUGCAUGCCAUUUUUAAUGUUGCUCUUAAAUGUGAAUUUGUAUUUAUCUAAAGAAUGAAAAAGGAAGUCAGUUGAGACAAAUGAAAUAUGUCUUGGCGUGACGGAUUUCUUGGUCACUCUUCACACUUUACGAGGCAGCUCUGAUGGGCUGAGCACUGCCAACGCUGCCUUCUCAACUGCCAAGCACUCUAAAAAAAAGAGUUUAAAACAAUCUCAAAAUUAAUAGCCUUGUUUGUUUAUGCUGAAAGCAUUCACUGACAACUAAAAGUCUUCAUCAGAAUGUAGCAGACUAGAAAUGUCUAAUAUCUAACUGAACAAUCAUGCUGGUAAAAUAAAUAAAGCUAUGCCUGUGAGCUAUUCUAAGCUCAAAAACAUUCAUGUAGUCUGCACAGGGAUGGAUUUUGAAUUUCAUUGUCAGCUUUUAUGAGAUGGAAAAGCAUUUAAGGUAGAGAAACCUCUGGUAAUUCUAUAUAAUUGAUUUUCUGAGCAGAAGAGCAUUUGAAAAUCCUGUAAGUAAGCCAAAUUGGGCUAAGGUUCGCCACCUGAUUGGACCCUGUAUUUCAUGACAACACGUUUUACACACACAAAUGUUUAUUUACACUGACACAAUAUGCAUUAACUCUGCAAGGUUUAGUUUCCAAAGAUGGACAAAGGACUUAAAUAAUCUGUGAAAUAUCUGUGAAUUUUGUACACUAUAUAAAAGAAAAAAAAACGCUAAGGUUAAAAAUGCUUCUAUGGAUGUUUUAUACUCAGCCUGAUCUCUUGAUAUGUUUGUGUGUUUCUUUCUUUUUUUUUGGGGGGGGGGUUAUUGGGAUCCAAGGGAUUGACUUUUAUUACUUGCAAUGAUAUAUGUUAUAAAGGUUUAAGAACAGAGAAAGCUUAACAUAGUGUACUACAUAAAAGAAAAGUUGUUAUAUUUGCAUGAUUCCCUGUAUUUUUUGAGAGACAAAAAUAUAUUGUUGUGUACAAUGAGUGGACGUACAUUGAAAACAAAAACUGUAGGGGCUGAAAUACAGUAUUGUCAAGUACCUUUGAUUUGAACAUUUAGGUUUUAGCUGUUUUUUAUUCUCUGUGACGUUUUAUAUUACAUUCCUACCUAUUGGUUUUCAUUUGGGUGAUUGUAUUGUAUACUGACACUGCAGUUACCAUUGCUACUCUGUUAGCCACAGGCUGGUGGAGUAUGCAGUGCAAAGAGGGGGUAAAAAUGUUUGAGGCUGGUGGGUGUUUACAUCCAUUAAGUUACGAGAAACUGCACUCUAUUCUUCUCCAUUACAAAGAUUAUUCUCCAUGGCAGACAUGCAGAGCUAUCUUCUUUGGCUUGAGGCCGGCCCUGUCACAGUUUGUGGUUGUAUUUUCUCUUAACUUAGCUGUCUCCUUUAUGGAAAAAAAUCAGUACAUGUUUUUCCAGUUAAGGGACAUAAUAUAUGAGAAUACAUGUUCAAAGAAGAGUGUGCUGAAGUGAUGCAAUUACACACAGAUUGUCUAAUGGUCUUAACCUAAUCCCAAUCCAUCAAUUAGAAGUCACUGGCAAAUCAAUGCAGCAUCAGCAGCUUCUCCCUCAGCCUUAGCCAACUAGUUAAUUGAAUUCGCCUUAUAUCCAUGUAUUUUAUUUAUACACUCUUUUACAUGCUUUUUGUGUACACAGAAAAGACUGUAUGUUGACUUGAGACAAAAAGAAUUGAUAGGUACCACUAUAUGAGCUAAAGCUAUAUCUUACCCCAAAAACUGAGGUUCUUAUAAUUAUAAGAAAGUCAACAGAUGAACAUUUAUAUUCCACAGCACUCAAAAACAUCUAAUAUUCAUCUGUUUUAGAGCCUUUAAAGGGGGCAUGAGGCAUAAAGGUGUGUUGAGUACAUUUCAUUUAGCACCCAUCCAAUAAUGUGUUAGUAACACGUACUGCAGCUCUGCUGAUCUAUUAGUUAUUGCAUUAGGGUCCAUGCAAUGACAGCAAACUAUGAGUCAUAGCCAUCUUUACAUUCUGCAGUGAUACUAUAAGACUCGCCAACUGAGAUAUAUAGCCUGUUUUGUGGCGGAGCCUUUGCCAAAACCUUAAGAGGCCUCCUCGUGUCAGUUACAAAGAGAAAAUUAAAUGCAUUAACCUCUGGGCAAAGUCUGGUCCUCAGCUGGUCAACAUGGCCAUGAUAUAUUACAUUAUUAGCAUGUUUGUAGAGUUAUGUUUUAAUUGGGUAAAAUUGCACUGUAGUCUGAUAAGGAUAUUGUUGUUUAUUAGUACUGGAGGCUAAUCUGUAACUCAGAGCUCUCAUUUCUCUAAACCCCAGAUGUCAAAAGGUCCCAUUGCAGUGAGAGCAGAUGCUGUCCAGUGUCAGAACCCAUCAUUCUGAUCCAUGUUCAUGUUUUCUACACUCACAGAUAGCAGAGGCUGGGCAUCCAUUGCCAUUCCGAACACACAAUCCAGUGCUGUGGUACUCCCAAAGGCAGAAUGAUUGGCCUUGUCAGUGCCAGAGAUUGAAAACUCAGAGACUACCGAAAAUGGUUGUCAGUCCACAGAGAGAAGGCAGGGAAGAGGGGCCAUCCUCGACUCAGGAAAUUCUGUGGAUUGAUUUGUUCAAAAGCUAAUAGUGUUUUGGCCUUGCAGCAACAUUUAACGUUUAUUUACACAUGAUGCAGAGACAUGUACUAUUAAAUAAACAUGAUGAUGACAAUUAUUCAGGAAGGAUUAGGGAUAUCAUAACCUACUCAGUCAGUAAUCAGUGAUUUGAGCUCUAAUUCCUUUGAGUUUAGGGAUACAACUUUCCACAUGCCACUGCACAAUGUCACACACCAAAAAGCUACAGGACACAUUUGAGAAAAGUACAGUGCAGAUGAAGAAUAUACAAUGUGUUUCAGUGGUUGAACCAUUGCAUUCCUUUUGCUUCAGUGACACAUUUUAGUGACAUGUUCAUUUCCCUUUGCAAAAGCAUUCACAAGUAACUGAGAUUAGAGGCAUUUCACUGUCUUACCAAUUGAAAAUAGGUAUAAAUAGUAUGAAUAGCCCCUUAAAAAUAACAGUAUUUCUAUGAUCCUACCCUAUUCAACUGAAGUGUUAAAGUAUAACCACCAUCUGUCCCUAAGGCCAAGGGCCAAAGCAAAUUCUCACAUCAAUAUCAUAUGAUUUUAGUUCCUAUUUGGCCAUGUAUGUAACAUUUGUGUCAAAAUAUGGCUCUUGCCAGGUUAACAGUAUCAGGUGGUCUUUUAGUCUUAAAAGGCAAGAGCUAAAAAAGGACCAUCACUGUAUGAAAUUAAAAGUCCCAUGGUCAUAUUCUAUUCAAAUCUUAUGUGACUCUCCCUUCUGGUUUCAGCUCUACAUUUGGUAAUGUUUAGAGACCAAAAGGGAAAGACAAAAUGAAGGUUUGGAUGAUGGGAACAAUUCUUGGCUUUUUUCUUUCUUUCAUUAUUUGUUGCUGAUAUUGACAUUUUUUCCCUUUGCGAUUUCUGUACAAAAGAUCUAUUUCUAUAUUUGCAAUAAAUUUGUAAUUAAACAUUAAA
Molecule: messenger RNA, 12582 nt
Organism: Siniperca chuatsi (mandarin fish)
Lineage: Eukaryota; Metazoa; Chordata; Actinopteri; Centrarchiformes; Sinipercidae
Product: protein phosphatase 1 regulatory subunit 29
Exons: 4
Coding region: 698-3550 (950 amino acids)
Cellular component (GO): plasma membrane
Molecular function (GO): protein binding
Source: RefSeq, a predicted model, not a curated record